AUGGCGAUCAAAUUGUCAACUGUAUGUUGUCAGUUUGUUAUUGUGUACCUUCUAGUGGUCGAAGGUGCGCUAAAUGUGCAUAAAUUUGAAAUGUCUGAUGAACUUGAACCAGAGGAUCCAUUGUCAAGGUCCAGAAGAUCUUCAGACAGGAAUAGACGAAGUAUCGAUGCGAAAUGCACGGAGCAAGAAAACAACUUUCUGCAAGACAUCCUGUCCAAAAACGUUCGGAUGGAAGAAAAAAAAGUUUUUGAUACUGAUUCAAGCACUAGUAUGGCAUUAGCAUGGGCUGGAGAAAAGGGGGGUGUAAUGGUUGUAACAUCACAUGUGACUUCAGAUGGCCUUACCGACUCUUCUCACGUGUACAAAAGCACUGAUUAUGGUAAAACUUUUACUAAAGUGGAUAAAUUAGAGAAUGCAAAAGUGAGAAAGCACAAUGGCCUACAAAGGAAUCCACACAAUCCAAACAAGCUAUACCUGGUGGGUGAGAACACAGAGAAAUCCUCCAUCUUGUUCAUCACAGAGGAUGGAGGUUUGACAUUCCAGACCAUCACACUGCCCUUCCUUCUAAGUAAUGAAAUCACCUUUCACUCCCGGUCACAGUACGAAGACUACCUUAUUGUCAAGGAAGUGAUUUACGGCAGUAACGGAAAGAAUAAGCAGUUAAUGAACCUAUACAUAAGUACAGAUAAUGGGAAGACUUGGUCUAAAGUAGCAGACUAUGUGGAAUCAUUUAAGUGGGGAAGUUACUCUUCAGAGCCUGGUGAAACCAUCUAUGCAUCAGUUGAUCCUGAAAAAACUCAUCCAUUUUUCGCUGCUUUUUACCAAGUCAUAUAUGAACUAAGGAAAUCAACAGAUGCUGGUAAAACCUGGAAGCCCAUCAUGAAGAAUGUGGUAUCAUUUGGACAUCAGGGGAAAUUCCUGUAUGCCUCUGUUCUAAUUCAUGUUGGACAGGAACAGCAGCAGCAGUCCUUUUGGGAUGCUGAUUUGUCCAAUGCACGUAUUAUGAAGGUAUCCCCAGACGGAGGCACCACUUGGUUUGAGGCACAGCUUCCAACAUUGGACUCGGAUAUGUUUUAUUCUGUGAUGGACAUGGAAGAAGACCUUGUCUUUAUGCAUGUGGAUGACCCAGGAGACACUGGUCAUGGCACCUUGUACACAUCUGGAGGGAAGGGUGUAAUCUAUUCACGCUCCCUGGAGAAACACUUGUACCCAAACUACGGGGAUACCACAGACUUUUACAGGAUGGACUCGAUGAGAGGGGUCUAUAUUGCCAGUCAGAUGAGUGGAGACGACAGCAUUCACUCCAUGAUCACAUACAAUCAGGGGGCAAGUUGGCAGCCCAUCCCACGUCCACAGGGUAGUGUUUGUAAAGAUGAAAGUAAGGCUUGUAAUUUACAGAUUCAUGGGACAUACAGCAUUACACGAGGUAUUCUCGCCCAGUCUCCGAUCAGUGUUUCUAGUGCUGUUGGUGUGGCUAUGGUACAUGGACAUGUAGCUGAUGCCCUUCAGACUACACACCCGGAUGUCUACAUCACACGAGAUGGUGGAUACAAGUGGUUUAAGGCUCUGAGUGGCCCUCACCACUACCACAUUGCUGACAGUGGCAGCCUGCUUGUGGCACUUCCCUCUGAUACCGACAGACCUACGGUCAUCAAGUUCUCCACAGAUGAAGGACGGUGUUGGCACUCAUACACUUUCAUAAAAAAUGAGACAGAGGCCAUUAAAUUUACUGGUCUGUUGACUGAGCCUGGCUCGACCUCUAUGACUGUGUCUGUGUGGGGCUAUCACCCAACUACCAGAAAGUGGACUGCCUAUGUAUUUGACUUCCAAAAUGUCCUCAAACAGCAGUGUACUUCCAACGAUUACGAAGAAUGGCUUGCACACGAAACUUUACGUAAAUAUGAAAGUGACUCAAUGAAGGGCUGUUUACUUGGGGAGAAAGAGAAAUUCAAGCGGUUAAAACAGGACUCUUGGUGUCACAACGGCUAUGACUACACAGUAGAAAAAGAUAUCCAGCCUUGUACCUGUUCUAGAGAAGAUUUUGAAUGUGACUAUGGUUAUUUUAGACCAGUUGGUGGCCUCAACUGUCUAAGAAACAAGUCCAUGGCUGUCUUGGAUAUAUGUAUGCAGGGAAGAGAGGAGGAAGUUAUUACAGAAGGAUUUAGAAAGGUUCCUGGUGACAAAUGUGAAAAUGGUUUCUCGCCGGUUGGUAAAACAAUAAAUCUGGACAAACAUUGUAAGGAAGGUGAUAAGAGCAUUCUUGGCGUGGGAAUUAAAGUAAAAAAAUCAGGCCCCAAUAGCAUGGUGGUGGCAGCUAUUGUUAUGGUGGUCAUUCUCUUUGUGGUUCUAAUGUCUAUCUACUUUGGUUACAAACUCUGGAUCAUACGUAAACAUCGUGUGGUGUAUCGUUACUCCCUGUUAAACCAGUCUGAAGCAGGAGACUAUGACAAUGAGUUUGAGAACGCCUUAUCACCAAAGUCUGUUGUUUAUCAGGAUUCUUCUGAUGAUGAGGAGUUGAAUUCUCCAGCAGUAAAGAAAGAUGUUGCAAACAAGAAAACACAUGGUGGUUCCUCUAACUCCAAGGCAGGAAAUGGCCAUGUAUUCCAGCCCUACCAUGACGACUCUGAUGUAGACAUGCUUAACUGAAGGAUGACUGUGAUAAGACUUUGCUAUUUCCACGUGGAGCUACAUUCCAGUAAUCAUGUGAUAGAGAAGAUGGUGGACAGUCGUCAUGUUCUAGAGUACAGCAUCCAUUACCACUGUGUCCAUACACUACAUUUUUAUUUCAAGAUGUGACCUUUAUUUUGUAUGGCCUAAAAUCUUCACCAAGUCCUUGCCAUUUAUUAAUCCACUGUGUUGUUUUUCCAUCCUUACCCUUGUUUCCGAAGGUUAUCUGAAAAUCCUACAGUGUUAAAUUCUUGAAGUGUAAUAUAGUGAUACAAUUUCCUAUAUAGAUUUCCAGUAGGUGUUUUAUCAUGUUCCAAAAGUUAAGGAUGUAUUUUCUAAAAUUUUAACUGAGAUACACGAUUUAGAAAAAGAAAUAUGUAAAGUCAUGCAGACCGGAGCUUGUUUGUGAUUUUGGUUUCUUUAAAGGUGUCCAAAGCUAUUACAGGUACCGUCUUAAUUACUGAUACUUGUCUCAGGUAUACUUCUGUAUUUAGCUGUUUGAAAUGAUAUUUGUGCUAGUCUCAGGCAAAGAAGGAAUGUCUCUGUAUGAUAGUCAAAUGAAAAUGGAGAUUUUCGUAAGGCAUUUAGCACAAUUACAAAAUUUAUUCGAAUAUAGAAGAUAUUUAAUACUCAUAGCUGGACAAAAUAUUUAUUAAUUUUUUUUUGUAUUAGCUAGUGUUGUUACAGUGUGUGUACCAUAAAUUUCCUGCCAUAAAACCAAUGUUCUAUUUAAAGCUGUUGUCCUGUUAUAAAAGACUUUUGUGCAUAUCAUGAAUGUCCUAAGUAGUCCCAGACAUUUUAUCUUAAUUGUUGGUCAAGGGUGUUGUCAUAGUGGUGAGAUAUAAUCCAUGUACGCCGAGGGUUAACACAGGUGCAUUAGGAUCUUAAUUGUCAGCCAAGGAUAAAGUGGUGAAAUGUGCUCCCAAGGUUAGCACCUGUAAACUAUGACCCUAGUUCAUUGUCGAUGGAGGGUGUGGUGGAAGUGGACAUACAUCAUUCAUAGCAACAAAUCAGCUGUCUUUGAUUUACAGACUUGUAUCUUGUAAAAUUUUGAAAACGUCGCUACAUUAUCUAUUGAAAUAUGAACAACUGUACCUUUGUAACCACUAAGCCAAAUAUAAUCAGACUUGUGUUCCAUUGCUUUCGCUUUACCAAAUAUAUAAUAACUGAUGUACUAUAUCUGAGAUUUCAAUUAUCCUCAUUAAGGGAAGUAAAAUAUGUCUUUUAGGAAGAAAUCUUUGGCUCCUACUAGUCUGGCAACAGUUCUUUGAUUCUGUACACAACAGCCCUGAAAUAUCAAAAAAUCAAAUGCCAAGGAAAUUUCAAACACAGGCAUAAUAUUGCUUUAAAUUUGAUUUUAUUUAGUUUUUAUCAGGGUGGUAGCAGAGAAGAGUUAUUUUCAUAUUUCAAGACAUUGGAUAUGUGUACUUACAUAAUCAGCAUGGGAGGGAAACUAUAAACAUCUAUCAGUGUAACAAAGAUUUUGUUGUAUGAAAUUUUCUGAUUUUGAGCUCAUCAUGGCUUUCCACCCUACUUUGUUACUGCUCUGUAUGUAUAUCUAUACUCUGUAAUAUAGCACAUAUCUUAGGCUGUCAUCAAAAUAUUGUCCUCAGGUAAGGGAGACAAUCGAAAACCAUACAGAAUUUUAACUUGAGCUAAUAGAAGCUCAGAAAAGAAUUCUGUCUCUAGCUGACUCCAUAUUCUUGUUUCAAAAUAACAGUCAUUGACUACAGUUAUUGGAAAUCACUUAGAUCUUGAGAAUACUUUCAUGAACAUACCUCUUCAGACAUAUUUCCAAAUACAUGAUUUUGUGAUUUGGAUCUAGAAAUGAUUUUAAAUUCAUGAAUGAUGAGCUAUUAGAGAACUGGAUUUUGAAGGAUGUUGUUAUUAGUAACCAAAUCAACAUGGAUGCCAUCCAGAGUUAAUAUUGUACAAAUAAUUGUAAGGGAUUUGAAUUCACAAUAGACUCUACUGGUGUACUAACACAAAAAUAAACCCUGUGUGACAUAUAUUUUCAGUGAUCCACAGUAUUAGUUUCCCUUAUGCUGAUGACUGCUUUUGGACGUAUCUGCUCUAUUGUAUGUUAAUUUGUACUUGUGAUUCAUCAGGUGUUUUUCUCUUCCUUGUGCCACUACCUUAUCUAAUCCAGAAAGUGCAAUCAUGGAACAUGUUAUUGUCUUUAUAUGAUGUUAAUGCAGGAAAAUUUGCAGUGAAGUACGAAAUGUUUUGUCAUUUAUUUGCUCAGAUUGUUGUACUGAUUUUUUGUUGAUAACUCUGCUUUGAAUUUCUUUUUUUAUUUUUGUAUUCUGUUGGCAUCAGUAGAACAUCAUUGAAAGAUUAUCUUAAGACCACUAUAUAAAACUACAUAACACUACAAGCUUGCUUGAGGUUUGUUAGAAUCAUUUUGGGCUCCAUGUUUUACCUCUAUGAAUAUAUUUUAGUACAUGAUGAUCAAAAGAGAACUUCGUCUAAACUGAAAUGUGAAAGUGCAUUAGAGUUUCAUUUAUUGGAAGAAAGUGCUGAAAUGAAUAUCAUGUACUUACAAGUGUUGUGUGAACAGUCAGGGUCCUGAAUGUACACAUAUUUUACUGAUCAAAUAUUGAUUUCAUCGUUUUGUAUUGCUGGGAGAUGAAAUAUUGCUAUAUUGUAUCUAUAUUAUGUUAUCACUUUUUCUUGACAUAUUUAUUUUAAACCUUUUUAUGUUGUGUUUACUUGCUCACUUCAGUUCUGUCUUUGUUUACCUCUGAGUGAUGUGUUGGACACAGUUUGAAUGUGUAGUUGGUGUACUCUAUAAAUAAGCUUAGAUUAAACUAUUAAAUGGGAUAUUGGUUUUGUUGUAAUAACUCAUAUGUACAUAUCAUUCUCGUGAAGUUGACACUUAAUGCAUUUACUUAGGAUUUCUAGCCUCAGUUUCAUUAAUCUUCUAUAACUUAGGGAAUUCCUUAACAUUAAACUUCCCAUAGGAGAGCAUAACAUAACUUAAGGAAAUUUCCUUAAAUUAAAAUUUUUCCUUAUUGUAUGUAAUGGUUUUCUAUGGUAAUUAAGAUUUCCUUAAAGAAGAUUCAUGAAAAUGGGGCCUGUGUUUAUAAUAUUGAUGUGUCAAAUAGGGAGCUGGUUAUCCUGGUAGAUGUUGUAAGUGUAGAAAUAUUUGAUAAUAUGACUGAUAUAUUCAUUUUAUACGUUUCCAUUAAAAAAUAUUGCUGUUGAUAAAAUAUAAACAUGUUAUUUGCUAUAUAAACUUUAGGUUUACUGUAACAAGUUUGUAAUGAUUGGUCCUAAUUGAGAACCAUUUGCAGUAUCAUCUUCAGUCUUUAUCCAGUUUUUUUUUUGGUGAUGGUUAUGGUUUGAAACUUUUCAUACUGUUAUUUCUUCAGUAAUGGUAAGCAGAUGUGAUAUAUAGAUACAGACUCUUUUCCUGUGGUUUCCUAUAUAUAGUUUGAAUCAGAUUUCUAGACAUUUUCCUGUGGUUUCCUAUAUAUAGUUUGAAUCAGAUUUCUAGAGAGAGCCUCAGUGUAUCUCUUCAGUGCUUAUUGAAUGCUACUGUUCAUGUUUUGUUUUAUAUGUUCCAUCCAGAAUUUGAUCAUUUUGACCGAUUAAAGGUUAUUGAUUUCUGUAGAUAUAUGAUAAUACUAUUGAAUAUGGACCCAGUAGUGUGUGAGGUAUAAGGUUGUGCUGGGGGAAGAAAUCCAUUUUUAUCACAUUGGCUGUGUUAUUCAGUGCAUGUACCCAUGUAGCAAUUUUGUGCAUCAACCAAAGUAUUAUGACCUUUUGUGAUGUCUGGGUAUGACGGUUUUUAGUGUCACUUAUUUGUCAAAUGCAUAAUGACUUCACAAUUAAGAUCAUAGGAGGAGAGACAAGAUGAAUCCAAAAAUGACAUGGAGAAAACAUGUUUUUUUGUAAUAUUUGUAAGAAUAAUCAUUCAUGUGAAAGGAUCUUAAAUUUGUUUCCAUUUCAUAUACACUUAUUAAACUAAGUGUUUUGUAGAAUACCAUCAAAGAUCCUAUAUGUGUAACUGUCUGUGUAUACUGUGUUGCCAUUUCAGUUUUCAAUUUUUAUAUGAAUAUUUAUUUGUCACCAGAUUUGUCAGGUUAUCCAAGUUCUGAAUUCUGAAAAAUUUAUUGUAAAAUAAUGAUACAUCUGGUUUGCAGAGACUUCUAGAUUGCAGGCCCCAGUUGUUCAAAAGCUGGUUAGAGAUAACCAGUGGUUUGUGAAGAUUUUCAACCAUGAAUGAAACAAAAUUGGGAAUUGUCUUUAUUAUAGAUUUGCUGAGACAGGUCAGAUUGAUGUAUUCUGAGAGUUAAUUUAGCCUUGAAUACUCUUAUAUUUUCAGUGGCAACAAUUUUUCACUAACUACUGGUUAUUUCUAACAACCUUUGAGCAACAGUCAAACAUUGCCUUUGUUGGAACAAAUUAUGCUGGCUGGUUUACAUGAAAACCGAGACGGACAGGAAUCUGGUACAGAUAGAAUGCACUGAACUGUCAUAUUCAGGUUCAUAUAACAGUGUUCAAAUUUUUGUAAUAGAGUUACAAAGUGGUCAGUAUAAUUUGUUUUGGACAAACACUAUUCAACUCUGCAGCUAAUCAAAUACAACAUAGUAAUUGGUACACUGUUAAUCAUAAUGUUCUUUUUAACCUGAAGUGAUACAUUAUUUAAUACCUUAAACUAUUAUCAGUAGCAAACACUACUUUCUCAAAUCAAAUCACAAACGUUUUAUAACAUGGUCCUUAAUUUUGAUUGUUGGUGUUAGGAUUAUUUCUGAUAACAUUAAGUCUGUAAUGAAUAAGGCACUUCAGAUAUGUUUUAGUUUUCACAAGACUAUCUGGGAAUUUGUUUGUUAUGUGAUGAACAGAAUCUUUCAUUUGUUUCCAAUUUUGUAUUUGAUUGAUGUAAUUGGUGAUAAUUUUCUCAUGUUUCCUCCAUUUUGAUGGGUUGUCAUAUAGAGUUACUCAUGUCCUUGGCGUUGGGCAACAUUCUGUCUCUUCCUAUCAUGAAUGGUGUUGUCCCUCUAUCAAGGUCAUUUCAUGAGGGAUUUUGAUAAAUUUUUAUGCUAUUGAAAAAGCAAUACAUCAUAUCUCAAGGUCAGGGUCAUCAUAACUAUUUAUAGAAAUUUGGAAAAAAACUUAUGGUUAUAAACAUCAGAAGCUUUCCUAGUUUUAUUAGCAGCAGCUAACUCUGGUGAACUGUUCUAAGGAAAUGUAAUCUUUUACCAAUUACAUGAAUCUCAUUGAAAGAUGGAGACUUGAAGGAUGUUCAGUAAGACUGUUUGAAGUUUAUAUAGUAUGUAUUUAUAAAAGAAAGUUAAAAAUCUUGAAACUUGUAUUUCUCCAUUCAUGACAUGUUGUGAAUUUUUUCAAUUGAAUAAUGUGUAACAAUUUACAUUUCAAAAAAGUUUGUAGAUGAAACUAAUGGUAAAAGUUUCAGCUUAAGUUUGAUGGAUUUUGAUAGCAUUAAAUGUGUCUUCCGUAACUAAUGGUAACGAAAUACAUGUAACAUGAAAUUUACAUAAUAUGCAGGCACUGUAGCAUAUGUUUAACAGUAUGUAUUUAUAGAAUUUUGUCAUUUUUGUUUGUAAUUUUUUUUCAAAGAUAAAAUGAUCUGCAUAUAUGAAAACAAAUCUGAUGUCGACUAAAACCAGAAAUAUUCUUCAGACUUCAGAUACAUGUCUGCAAAUGUUUCAUCAUAAAGUUUUUACAGUGAGCCUGUUGAAUUUUACCUGGUUUGAAUGUUAAAGACAAAUUUGGAAGUCACUUGCCUGUAUUUGUAUCAAGGACGCUGCUGAAAUGUUGAAUCCAUUGAUGAUGUCAUAGUUUCAACAGAAGUAACCUAAAGCACAUCGUAAUGUAUUAUAUAAGGUUGCAUAAUUUAUUUGAACAUAAUAUGUACAUUACAUGAUAAGUAAAAAAACCUACAUGUAAAUACAUGUACUUGUCUCACAAAUUUGACUCAUACCAGGUGAAUGGUUUAUUUGUGGGAUGGUCUACUUGUUCAUGAUGAAAAAGAAAAGUUUUGUGUUUUUAAUUUUUUUUUUAUUCCUAGAGAACUGUGAUAGACCUGUUACCUGUAUGAACAUGAACACAAUACCAGUUUGCUCACAUUUACUGUCAAGAUCAUCAGUUCUCUUAGUCACAUACAUUUCUCAUUAAUAUUCAUGGAAGAAAAGAAAUCUCAAACUGUUCUGAAGGUGGUUUAUGAAACCUUGCAUUAGGAUUUUGUAUGGCAGAAUUCACAUCUAUAACACCUGAUAUGCUUAUGCUAAUUGCUUGUGACAUGGAAUGGUUUGUUGUUUUAUUUAAGGUUUAAUCAUCUGCCCAAGUCAUUGGUAUACCCGGUAUGUGACUUUUUUCGUUCAAAAUGUUUUCAAAAGUCAGCAUUUGGGAAAUGGCAAAGGUUUUACUUCAAUUUUAAUCUAAAUUUUACAGUGUAAUCAUAACAAAGAGAAAAAAAUGUGAUUAUGGUAUCUGAUAUUAUUUCUAGCCAAAUUUGCAAAAUUAUGAGAAAAAUGUUUUGUCUCUGAAAAUUGAAGGAAAAAAGAAAAAAGACUUGACUGUAUGACACUGCAGCUGACUAUCUGGUUGCUGUCGUAUUAAUUGCAGGUGUCAUAUGUGAAAUUCAUUUGAUUUAAAAAUAUGCAAUAAAUAUGUAAUUAU
Molecule: messenger RNA, 9315 nt
Organism: Ylistrum balloti
Lineage: Eukaryota; Metazoa; Mollusca; Bivalvia; Pectinida; Pectinidae
Product: sortilin-like
Exons: 24
Coding region: 1-2646 (881 amino acids)
Biological process (GO): Golgi to endosome transport; endocytosis; vesicle organization
Cellular component (GO): membrane; Golgi apparatus
Molecular function (GO): protein binding
Source: RefSeq, a predicted model, not a curated record